AUGGGCUCCGUGGGCAGCCAGCGUCUCAAGGAGCCCGGUGUGGCGGGCACGCCGAACAGGAGCGUGGUGACGACAAGCUUCGGCUUCGACAGCUGCCUGCUGGAGGAGGCGGCGGCUGCAGGGGCGGCGCAUGGCCAGGGCGGCAGGGCCAGGGGCGCCCCGAUCCUCACGGACGCUGCCGCCGAGGGGCCGGUGCCCGAUGACCGCUACCACGCCAUCUACUUCGCAAUGCUGCUGGCUGGCGUGGGCUUCCUGCUGCCAUACAACAGCUUCAUCACCGACGUGGACUACCUGCAUCACAAGUUCCCAGGGACCUCGAUUGUGUUCGACAUGAGCCUCACCUACAUCUUAGUGGCGCUGGUGGCUGUGCUCCUGAACAACGUGCUGGUGGAGAGGUUGAGCCUGCACACCAGGAUCACCGCAGGCUACCUCUUGGCCUUGGGCCCCCUCCUCUUCAUCAGCAUCUGUGAUGUGUGGCUGCAGCUCUUCUCACGGGACCAGGCAUACGCUAUCAACCUGGCCGCUGUGGGCACUGUGGCCUUCGGCUGCACAGUGCAGCAAUCCAGCUUCUAUGGGUACACGGGGAUGCUGCCCAAGAGGUACACCCAGGGCGUCAUGACCGGGGAGAGCACGGCAGGCGUGAUGGUCUCCCUGAGCCGCAUCCUGACCAAGCUGCUGCUGCCGGACGAGCGGGCCAGCACGCUCAUCUUCUUCCUGGUCUCCGCCGGCCUGGAGCUGCUCUGCUUCCUGCUGCACCUGCUGGUGCGCCGCAGCCGCUUCGUGCUCCACCACACCGUGCGGCCGCGCGACAGUCGCCCGGGCCGCAGGACCGGCUACCGCGUGCACCAUGACGUGGCUGCCGAGGACGUCCACUUCGAGAACCAGGGCCCAGCCCUGGCCAACAGCGUGUCCCCGAAGGAGAGCCCGGCCCACGAGGUGGUCGUCAGCAGCAGGGGGGCCUACACGCGCUUCGACGUGCCUCAGCCGAGAGUCGAGCGGAGCUGGCCCUCCUUCAGAGCCCUGCUGCUGCACCGGUACGUGGUGGCCCGCGUCAUCUGGGCCGACAUGCUGUCCAUCGCCGUGACCUACUUGAUCACCCUGUGCCUGUUCCCGGGUCUCGAGUCCGAGAUCCGACACUGCGUCCUGGGCGAGUGGCUGCCCAUCCUCAUCAUGGCCGUGUUCAACCUCUCCGACUUCGUGGGCAAGAUCCUGGCGGCCCUGCCCGUGGCCUGGCGGGGUCCCCACCUGCUGGCCUGCUCCUGCCUCCGCGUGGUCUUCAUCCCCCUCUUCAUCCUCUGCGUCUACCCCAGCGGCACGCCCACCCUGCGCCACCCUGCCUGGCCCUGCGUCUUCUCCCUGCUCAUGGGCAUUAGCAACGGCUACUUCGGCAGCGUGCCCAUGAUCCUGGCCGCCGGCAAAGUGGGCCCCAGGCAGCGGGAGCUGGCAGGGAACACCAUGACCGUGUCCUACAUGACAGGGCUGACACUGGGCUCCGCCGUGGCCUACUGCACCUACAGCCUCACGCGCGACGCCCACCGGAGCUGCUUCCAGACCUCCGCCACCAACGCCUCCUUCCCCGCUGGCCUCUGAGCUGGCCGGGAGCGACGCCGCCCUCGCCGGGGCCCCGAGGCCUGGGGCCCCUCCCCGCCCCGCCUGCCGUGCCUGCGGGCCCUGGCCUCCUCCCGUGCCAAUAUCGCCACCCUCUCUGGGUCCAGUUGCCCGUUGCUGCAGCCCCAGGGUCCUGCCAGUUCUCGGGGCCUCGGACGCGU
Messenger RNA from Pteronotus mesoamericanus, 1769 nucleotides. It is a transcript of the gene SLC29A4, whose product is annotated as solute carrier family 29 member 4. Gene Ontology annotation, biological process: nucleoside transmembrane transport. The transcript has 10 exons. Gene Ontology annotation, molecular function: monoamine transmembrane transporter activity; nucleoside transmembrane transporter activity. The record is from RefSeq and is a predicted model, not a curated record. NCBI's taxonomy places the organism in Eukaryota, Metazoa, Chordata, Mammalia, Chiroptera, Mormoopidae. Gene Ontology annotation, cellular component: plasma membrane. Bases 1 to 1590 code for a protein of 529 amino acids.